GUCAGUAGUGUGUUGGUAGCGAUGUGACAGCUGGACUCUCCCCGCUUCUCAUCUGCUACAAUGGACUCCAGAACCAGCGUGCACUGAAUCUACACAGCAGAGGUCACAAUGGUCCCGGUUCUGUUUUUCCUAGCAACCACAACACCACCUGUCACUAACUCCACAAAAGAAGAAGUGCAAUCCCCCAGUCCCCAUAUCCUGCCCGCAGUGUUGGUGGUGUCACUGCUGAUGGUCAUCAUCGCUCUGCUGCUCUGGUACUGCCUCAGGUUAAAAAACCAGCGGAAGGUACCCAUCACUUCAGUGGACAAGAAGAUACCAAAUGGCAUUUUGGAAGAACAAGAGCAACAGACGGUGGUCCUACUUCCGAGAUCACCCUCAGCCUCCAAAACCUACCUCCCCAUUCCUCUAGACACGCUAGAGGAGGAAUACCGCCUCCGUUCCGCUGACGAUGGAAAACUCUUUCGGGAGGAGUACAAUUCAUUACCGGGCGGUUACACCCAGGGAACAUGCGAGGAAGCCAAUAAGGAGGAAAACAAAGAAAAGAACAGAUAUCCUAACAUUCUUCCAUAUGACCAUUCCAGAGUGGUGCUAACACCAAUUGAGGGAACCCCGUGUUCAGACUAUGUUAACGCAUCUUAUAUAGAUGGCUACAAAGAGAAAAACAAAUUCAUCGCAGCACAAGGCCCCAAACAGGACACUGUGGCUGACUUCUGGAGAAUGAUAUGGGAGCAGAAAUCUGCCACGAUUGUCAUGCUGACAAAUCUGAAAGAAAGAAAAGAGGAUAAAUGCUAUCAAUACUGGCCUGACCAGGGAUGCUGGACGUACGGAAACGUGCGGGUUGCAGUUGAAGACUUCACCGCGUUGGUCGACUACACCAUACGUAAAUUCUGUGUGCAAUAUCAAGCCAGUGAUGGCUCUAAGACUCCACGGCUGGUCACUCAGCUUCACUUUACCAGCUGGCCAGACUUUGGCGUUCCCUUCUCCCCCAUUGGCAUGCUCAAAUUCCUCAAGAGGGUCAAACAGGUCAACCCGUCUUAUGCCGGACCCAUCGUGGUCCACUGCAGCGCUGGAGUCGGUCGGACAGGCACCUUCAUUGUCAUCGAUGCGAUGAUUGACAUGAUGCAGGAGGAGCAGAAGAUCGAUGUGUUUGGCUUCGUAUCAAAAAUCCGAGACCAGCGCUCUCAACUUGUUCAGACAGAUAUGCAGUAUUCCUUCAUAUACCAGGCCCUGCUGGAGCACUAUCUGUACGGGGACACCGAGCUGGACGUGUCCUCACUGGAAGGUCAUCUCCAGAAACUUCACAACACCUCCAGCCCUGGGGACAGACUCGGCCUGGAGGAGGAGUUUAAGAAACUGACAAACAUGCGGAUUAUGAAGGAGAAUAUGAGAACAGGCAACUUGCCCGCCAACAUGAAGAAGAAUCGAGUACUGCAGAUUAUACCAUAUGACUUCAACAGAGUGAUUCUGUCAAUGAAAAGAGGACAGGAAUUCACUGAUUACAUCAACGCCUCUUUUAUUGAUGGUUACAGACAGAAGGAUUAUUUCAUUGCCACUCAGGGUCCUUUGACCCACACAGUGGAUGAUUUCUGGAGAAUGGUGUGGGAGUGGAAAUGUCACUCUAUCGUUAUGCUGACUGAACUUCAGGAAAGAGAACAGGAGAAGUGCUUUCAGUACUGGCCUGUGGAGGACGCGGUGACGUAUGGAGACUACACAGUGGAGAUGAAAGGAGACACGCUGUGUGAUACGUUCAGUCUCAGAGAUCUGCUGCUCACCUAUGUACCUGAGAAGCAAUCACGACUGGUCAGGCACUUCCAUUUCCAUGGUUGGCCUGAGAUCGGGAUUCCAGCAGAAGGAAAAGGAAUGAUUGACAUCAUUGCUGCCGUGCAGAAACAGCAGCAACAAUCUGGCAACCACCCCAUUGUAGUGCACUGCAGUGCUGGGGCGGGGAGGACUGGUACGUUUAUAGCUCUCAGUAAUAUUCUGGAGCGUGUGAAGGCAGAGGGGUUACUGGACGUUUUUCAGACUGUGAAGAGUUUGAGAAUGCAGAGGCCACACAUGGUGCAGACAGUGGAGCAGUAUGACUUCUGCUACAGAGUGGUACAAGACUUUGUGGACAUUUUCUCAGACUACGCCAAUUUUAAAUGAUAUCUGC
Chanos chanos (milkfish) is the source of this 2152-nucleotide messenger RNA. RefSeq names its product protein tyrosine phosphatase receptor type Ea (gene ptprea). The transcript is spliced from 20 exons. The coding region runs from base 109 to 2145 and encodes 678 amino acids. The record is from RefSeq and is a predicted model, not a curated record. Gene Ontology annotation, molecular function: protein tyrosine phosphatase activity. Gene Ontology annotation, biological process: protein dephosphorylation. NCBI's taxonomy places the organism in Eukaryota, Metazoa, Chordata, Actinopteri, Gonorynchiformes, Chanidae.